Messenger RNA from Hypoxylon fragiforme, 1086 nucleotides. Its product is annotated as cell differentiation protein rcd1. Gene Ontology annotation, cellular component: CCR4-NOT core complex; P-body; CCR4-NOT complex. The record is from RefSeq and is a predicted model, not a curated record. Gene Ontology annotation, biological process: mRNA catabolic process; negative regulation of translation. NCBI's taxonomy places the organism in Eukaryota, Fungi, Ascomycota, Sordariomycetes, Xylariales, Hypoxylaceae. Bases 1 to 1086 code for a protein of 361 amino acids. The transcript is spliced from 3 exons.
AUGUUGCCGAACCAAAACCUUUAUGGGCACCACCCAUAUAAUCCUCAUGCUGAACAGGCAUGGAUGCAGCCAACUCAUCAGGCUCAGCACCAGGCUCAGCACCAGGCUCAACAAGCCGCUGCUGUUGCCGCCGCUCAGCAGCAACACUAUAAUCACAUUACGAGAUCCCACAAUAAUGUCUCGUCAUCUAUCAACAACUCUGUGCCUAGUCACGUCCAGGACAAUGGGCUAGAGAAUGUCUCCGAGGAUAAUCGCCGAACAUUAACUUUCGUUGCCGAUCUUCUCAACGAGAGCACGCGCGAGGCCGCCCUCCUGGAAUUGAGUAAGAAGCGCGAACAGGUGCCGGAGUUAGCGCUCAUUCUGUGGCAUUCAUUCGGCGUUAUGACUUCUCUAAUGCAAGAGAUCAUCUCGGUCUAUAAUCUUCUUAACCCUUCCCAACUCACUGCCGCUGCCUCGAACCGAGUUUGCAAUGCGCUUGCACUUCUCCAGUGCGUAGCAUCGCAUAAUGACACAAGAACGCUUUUCUUGAAUGCUCACAUCCCCCUAUUCCUAUAUCCCUUCUUGAACACCACCUCCAAAUCGCGACCCUUCGAGUACCUGCGUCUUACAUCUCUUGGUGUUAUUGGUGCAUUGGUGAAGAAUGACUCGAGUGAGGUGAUUAACUUUCUCCUCACUACCGAAAUCAUCCCUCUUUGCCUACGGAUCAUGGAGACUGGAUCGGAAUUGAGCAAGACGGUCGCUAUAUUCAUUGUUCAGAAGAUACUGCUAGACGACAAUGGCCUUAAUUACAUAUGCGCCACAUACGAACGAUUCUACGCUGUUGGAACAGUUUUGAGCAACAUGGUCGCCCAACUGGUCGAGCAGCAGACCGCCCGUCUCUUGAAGCAUGUCGUCCGCUGUUUCUUACGCCUAAGUGAUAACGCCCGCGCUAGAGAAGCUCUGCGUCAAUGCCUGCCAGAGCCUCUUCGCGAUGCUACCUUUAGCUCGGUACUUCGCGACGACGCAGCGACUAAACGUUGCCUUGCUCAGCUGCUUAUUAAUCUGUCUGAUAAUGUCGUGGAGACCAACAGCGGCCACGGCCUAUGA